Messenger RNA from Danaus chrysippus (African queen), 423 nucleotides. Lineage: Eukaryota; Metazoa; Arthropoda; Insecta; Lepidoptera; Nymphalidae. The record is from the annotation of a GenBank genome assembly.
AUGUUAGUUGGCUUAAGAGAGAGUUACGAUUCAGAAAGUUUAGCUGUUAAUGAUGACGCUUACCACCUACAUCAGGAGGAAAAAGAAUUAAGUCGACUUGAGAAAGCAGCGGAUAAAGAAAAGUCCCAAAAAGGAGAAAUCAAGUUAGCUGUUUACGACCUACAAGCAGUGUUGCCAGUACCGAUGGGGCAAACAUCAGCUUUUUAUUACAAGUCACGACUAAAUUGUUUCAAUUUCACAGUAACUGAAAUCGGAAGCGACAAGACCGUGUGCUUCUUUUGGCAUGAAGGACUUGGGCACAGGGGUGUUAACGAGAUAGGAACUGGCGUUUACAAAUAUCUCGACGCGUGUUCAAGUAGCAGCCCUGGGCAAGACGUUGUAUUGUACUCAGACAACUGCGGGGGCCAACAGAAGAACCGGUAA